Messenger RNA from Antechinus flavipes (yellow-footed antechinus), 716 nucleotides. RefSeq names its product splicing factor 3B subunit 5. The coding region runs from base 134 to 394 and encodes 86 amino acids. The record is from RefSeq and is a predicted model, not a curated record. Gene Ontology annotation, cellular component: precatalytic spliceosome; U2 snRNP. Lineage: Eukaryota; Metazoa; Chordata; Mammalia; Dasyuromorphia; Dasyuridae. Gene Ontology annotation, biological process: mRNA splicing, via spliceosome. The transcript has a single exon.
UCUAACGUCUGCGACGCACGAGGCUCUCUCGCUCUCGCUGGUGUUUCUGGGACGUGUUUCUGUCGGAGAAACGCCACAGGUGUGAUCGCCGCCGCCUGAAUUAGCGAGCACCUCAGGGCGCGCACUCGCCACCAUGACGGACCGGUACACCAUCCACAGCCAGCUGGAGCAUCUGCAGUCCAAGUACAUCGGCACGGGCCACGCCGACACCACCAAGUGGGAAUGGCUGGUGAACCAGCACCGCGACUCGUACUGCUCCUACAUGGGCCACUUCGACCUCCUCAACUACUUCGCCAUCGCCGAGAACGAGAGCAAAGCGCGCGUGCGCUUCAACCUGAUGGAGAAGAUGCUGCAGCCGUGCGGGCCCCCGGCGGACAAGCCUGAGGAGAACUGAGCCCCCCGAGCGCCCCCGCUCCAAGCGCCCUCCGGCCAUGCCGGGACGCAGGCUUUCGCCCUUUCUGACUUCUCGCUUCUGGAGGACUGAGCCCUCCCGGGCCUGCGCCCGUCUCUGACUCCCGCGGAAAGUCGGCCGUCGCUCGCUGCCUCAGCCGAGCUGGACUUUCUGCCGAAAAGAGCCCGGGGACCGUGAUUACGGGGCUCAGCACUGGCGAAUUGCCCGGGCGGCGACUCCGGAGGGAGAUUAAUUCAGAAAUUUGAGUUUGGAUUUUGGUGUUUGCUUUUUAUCUCGUCCCCAUAAAGUUAAAAAUCUAGAACAA